This is a messenger RNA of Setaria italica (foxtail millet), 1506 nucleotides long. RefSeq lists its product as uncharacterized. The record is from RefSeq and is a predicted model, not a curated record. The transcript is spliced from 5 exons. NCBI's taxonomy places the organism in Eukaryota, Viridiplantae, Streptophyta, Magnoliopsida, Poales, Poaceae. The coding region runs from base 62 to 964 and encodes 300 amino acids.
CCAAAACCCCACACGCGACGACAGAACGGCGCGGCAGGCGGUUGUGGGGAGAGGCGAGAGGAUGCUGCGCUGCCUGUACACGCAGCGGCGGUGGGCGCACCGCCGCGGCGGCUUCGUGACCGGCGGCACCGGCUGGUCCAAGCCGCCGCCGCCGGGCCUCGGCCCCGCCGCGGGGGCGGGCGCGAAGAAGUCGGAGUGGUGGGCGGUGGACGGGGAGAUGCACGAGAUCGGGGACGGCGUGCCGCACCGCGAGCGCUUCGCCAUCCCGCGGGAUAACCUCCCCAACCGCCGCCGGAAGCAGAUGCGGGAGCAGUUCAUGCGCCGCACGCGCCUCGUCCUCAAGGACUCGGAACACGAAACAUGGUGCAAAAAGUACAUGGAACUAUACCAAGAACUUAGAGAAAACUGGGAAAGGUUGUAUUGGGAUGAAGGUUAUUCAAAAAAGAUUGCUGAAUCUCAUGCUAAUUAUGACUCUGCUGAAGAAGAUGAUCUUGACUUCUCGCCAUACAGUAGGAGAAGGCAGUCCAAUUUAGAAUCAAACAAGGACCUUCACUUUGGGGUGAACAAACAAGGUGAAACGUGGGAAAGGGUUACUCAAAUUCGUGACAAAUUUGAAUAUGACAGAGAAAGGAGAAUGAGAGAACGAGCAUUUGCUCCCAUGAACAUGGAGAGCAAUUUUGGUCGGCAUGAUCUGAGAUUUAGAAGCCAGGAUGAUUCAAAUUUUGCUCCGACAGAUGCGAGUGACGAUUUUGGCUCUCAUGGUCAGACUUUCGGACACCGUUCUGAUCGAAGUUUCCAAAACAGCUCAAGUUUCAGGAACCAUGGCGAUUCAAGGUUCCAAAAUGAAUCAAAUUUCAGAAACCAACGUGAAUCAGAUUUCCAACACAAAUCAAGUUUUGGAAAUCACCGGUAUCCAAAUUUCCAAAACCAACGUGACACCAGAGACCAUGCAUUUGAUGACUAGACGUAGCCAUAAUCUUGCUGUGAGAAAGUGGUUGUUGAUUUGCUGGCAACUUGAGCAUGCCGAUUUUCUUGAGAUGUAGUAAUUUAUGGCUUGUGUCACAGAAAUUAUUUUAUGUGGUAGUGCCUGGCAACGAAAUAGAAAGGAAAAGAAUUUCUGUUGUAAACUUGUUUGCUGCUUAGCCGAAAUAGUAGGCAUUUAUAAGAAAUAGCUGCUUGAAGAUGAUAUGCAUUAGCAGAUACUGCUCUGUUCUACUCUUCAGGCCAUUGCGGGAUCAGGACCAUCUGGAUCGGCAUGCUCUUUGCUGAACAGUAAAAGGUUGAAGCAGUAUGAGGUUAACUUCCAAUCCGGCCAGUCCCUCUGCAGCUUGCUCCCAACAUUGCGUUUUGUCGUAGUAAUUCUGUUUUCCGGUGCCAGAUUGCUCUGUGUUAAUUGUCCAAUUCAUGUAAAUGGAUAGACUUCUUCAAGCUCCCAGUUUAUGUUCUUCAAAUCGAAAUAUCUGAGCUGAACCUUUUCAACUCAAUAAAAUUAUCGUUGCUGACAAA